Messenger RNA from Cebus imitator (Panamanian white-faced capuchin), 1653 nucleotides. RefSeq names its product killer cell lectin-like receptor subfamily F member 1. The coding region runs from base 59 to 754 and encodes 231 amino acids. Lineage: Eukaryota; Metazoa; Chordata; Mammalia; Primates; Cebidae. The transcript has 6 exons. The record is from RefSeq and is a predicted model, not a curated record.
UAUUUUACUUAAUAAAACAAAACAUACCUGUAUACACACGCAUUCACUGAUAUUGAAGAUGCAGGAUGAAGAAAGAUACAUGACAUUGAAUAUACAGUCAAAGAAAAGGAAUUCUGCCCAAACAUCUCAACUUACAUUUAAAGAUUAUUCAGUGAUGUUGCACUGGUAUAAAAUCUUACUGGGAAUAUCUGGAACCAUGAAUGGUGUUCUGGCUUUGACUUUGAUUUCUCUGAUCCUGUUGGUUUCUCAGGGAAUAUUGCUAAAAUGCCCAAAAGGAAGUCAUUCAAAUAUCACCCAGUGUGAGGAUACUGGAGACCUAAAAGUGAAUAAUGGCACAAGAAGAAAUAUAAGUAAUAAGGACCUUUGUAUUUUGAGAUCUACAGACCAGACAGUACUAUGCCCAUCAGAAUGGCUCAAAUACCAAGGAAAGUGUUAUUGGUUCUCUAAUGAGAUGAAAAGUUGGAGUGACAGUUAUGUGUAUUGUUUGGAAAGAAAAUCUCAUCUGCUAAUCAUACAGGACCAACUUGAAAUGGCUUUUAUACAGAAAAACCUAAGGCUAUCAAACUACGUAUGGAUUGGGCUUAACUUUACCUUCUUGAAAAUGACAUGGACUUGGGUGGAUGGUUCUCCAGUAGAUCCAGAGAUAUUCUUCAUAAAGGGACCAGCUAAGAAAAACAGCUGUGCUGCCAUUAAGGCAAGCAAAAUUUACUCUGAAGCCUGCAGCAGUGUUUUCAAAUGGAUUUGCCAGUAUUAGAGUUUGACAAAAUUCAUAGUGAAAUAAUCAAUGAUCACUAUUUUUGGCCUAUUAGUUUCUAACAUUAAUUUCCAGGUGUAACAUUUUAAAGUGCAGUUAAAUGCAAAAAUCUCUUCUCCCUUCUCCCUCCAUCAUUGACAUUAGUCUAACCUCAGAGUAACCCCUGUUAACAAAUUAAAAUGUACCCUUCAAAAUUUUUACUUGACAGUAUAAACCAAUAUGACUUCAUGUAAUUAUAUCCAGGAUACCUAUUCAUUGUUUAUUUUAUGCCAAAUGUGAUCAAAUGAUGCCUGUUUUUCCUGUAUCUUGGCUUUUUAAAUUCUUAAUAAUGUCCCAAGCAAAAUUUCUUGUAUUUCUAAGGGCUGAAUUAUAAUGUGGAUUUAUGCAUUUCUUACCCUUUUAUCAAAGAGAAUUAAUUUUGUUUCCUGGCUUAUGCUACUCUGCACUUGGCUACAAUAAACAUCGUGAAUAUUUUCUUAAAUAGUAGCACCUUUAUUUCUAUGAUAUAAACCCUAAAAGUAGAAUUUCUAGGUAAAAGUGUUAAAUGUGUUGUUUGUUUUAUAUUUUAUACAAUUUUUAUAUGUUGCACUUUUAUUUCCAAAUUUAGAAGCUUUCAAACUUAUAGGAAGAUAUUAGGUGCAGAAAAAGAAUAUACUGCUUUUCUUGAACUCUUCAGAAUUAGCUGCCAAAUUGAGGCAUUUUAUUAUAACAUUCCAUUUGUUAUUUACUUUUUGUGUGUUUCCAUCGGAAUAGGGGCCUUCUCCUACAUAUCCACAAUAACAUUAUAAAAAUCAGCAAAUGUACAUUGAUAUAGAACUAUCAUCUAAUGCCCAGACUUCCUUCAAGGUUUGCUAUUUAUCAAAAUAAUAUUUUUUAGAAUAAAAGCAUCCCACUCAGAA